Messenger RNA from Racocetra persica, 403 nucleotides. The record is from the annotation of a GenBank genome assembly. NCBI's taxonomy places the organism in Eukaryota, Fungi, Glomeromycota, Glomeromycetes, Diversisporales, Gigasporaceae.
AUGGCGAAAAGAAGAUCUUGGCAAAAUAUAGGAUCUUGUGCAAUUUGUAGUUAUAAAAACACUUCUGAAACAUUUCGAAAACUUAUUAAAAAGUCUCUUGAAAUAGCCAAUAAUAGUCCUAAUAGUGAUUUAAUUAUAGAAGCUUUUAAAGUUGAUGAUGAGCUUUGUCAAAAAUAUUAUAAUAAUUUAGUAGCUUUUGAACGAGAUCAAGUUAACUUAAAUAGAAAAAGAAAAACCCACAAUAAUUUAUCAUAUAAUCCAAAUACAGCUCAAUGGUCUAAAAUUCGUAAACAACAAUUAUUAUUAUAUCAAGUUGAAGAAAUUGGUAAAUUAGAUCAAAUUACAAAAUUGAAGUCUUAUAGUUUAUUAAGUAAGACUGCACAAAGAAAUCGUAGCAAGAAAG